GGCGCUGCCAAGGCCUGGCCGCCCCGAGAGAAGGUGGGACGGGUGGGUCUUCGUCGUGUGACCCUUGCUCUGCCGCCUCCACCCGCUGCUGACCGUCACUGCCACUCCCGGCAGCAGCAGCAGCAGGCAGCGGUGCCAGGCCUAGUGGCCCUAAGGGGCGGUUGUGACGACCCUAGACCUCACCUCCGCCUGGCCAAUAACGCCGCCCACCGCCAGCCCUCCCUCGACGACUCCGGCGUGGUGGGCGACCAUGACGGGGCUGACAACAUCUCCACACCACAUCCAGCACAUAGCUCAGGAGGGGGUGGGUAAGGCCGAGGGCUCGCUGUAUGCCCGUAGGAAGUGUAACGGCGUCAGCCCUUCGUCACCAGCUGCACUCUCCGCCUCCUCCCAGCACAUCGUCGUCCUAGAGGAUGAAGUGGUGGACAGAAACUGUGACAAGUGUCGAGAGUGUUGCGUCAAUUACCGGAUUUGGCUCAAGUUCCAGAAUAUGAUGCAUGUGGUUGUGCAUGACGCAGUGUUCGACCUGUUCAUCAUGUUGUGCAUCAUCAUGAACACCGUCUUCCUGGCUAUUGAACAUCAUGGCAUGUCUUAUGAACUCAAUAAAGUGUUGGAAGUUGGUAACAGGGUGUUCACGGCGAUAUUCACGUUAGAGUGCAUCAUGAAGUUAAUGGCGCUCAGUAAGGAGUUCUUUGUCAACAAGUGGAACGUAUUCGACCUGGUCAUCGUCCUCGCCUCCCUCCUUGACCUCGCCCUCGAGAUAGGCUCCGGUCUAUCUGUACUACGGGGCAUGAGAUUGUUACGAGUGCUCAAGUUAGCUCAGUCGUGGCGGACUAUGCGAGUCUUACUGUAUAUCAUUGUGUCGACGCUGGGAGCCCUUGGGAACCUCACCUUUGUUCUCAUCAUAUAUAUCUUUGCCGUGAUUGGGAUGCAGUUGUUUGGCAAGAAUUACACGGCCAAGAACUUCGCCCCUGACCCCGUGCCCAGGUGGAACUUCACGGACUUCUUCCACUCUUUCAUGAUGAUCUUUCGUAUCCUGUGUGGAGAGUGGGUGGAUCUCUGGGACUGUAUGCGGGCUGAGGAGAAGGACGGCUCUGAGACGUGCCUGGCUAUCUUUCUGCCGGCGCUGGUCAUGGGCAACUUUAUGGUGCUGAAUCUCUUCCUCGCUCUCCUGCUCAACUCGUUCAACUCCGAGGAACUCAAGUCUCGUCAGGACGACCUCGAGGACGAGUCCAGGGUACUUCAACUCUUCGUCAGAUUGAGGGAUAGUAUAUGUCGACUCAAGAACAAGAACAAGAAGAAGAAGGAGCCAGCGGAAGAGGUUGAAGAAAAGGUGGAGGAAGAGGAGAAGAAGAAAUCCCUGGAGGACGUAAUGCCUGAGAGAGGGGUGAAGCAGGCGUUCAGUGAGCCAGAGAUGCAUACACGGUGUGAGGAGGAAGACGCCAGCACUGAUCCACAGACCAAAGGAUACAAGCGAAUGACCAUUGUAGACAAGAACAACCGCAAUUCGAAAGUAUCUCGACUGCCUCAAGAAAACGGACACAAGGACAAGACUAAAGUAAAUGGAAAGAGAGUAAAAUUUCAAGGUGAUGACGACCGGCCAGAGAUCAUCGAACUUUCUGAUUUCAACCAGGGAGAGCCACAGUUUGCAUUUUGUUCCCGGGUACCUUCACAUCACGAAAAUGGGGACCAGGAAUACCCUGAACAACAGUUUCGAGAAUACCCUUCAAGUGAAUACCGGCAAGAAUACCCAGUUAGAGAAUACCCACAAGAUUACUCGAAUGAAUAUGGACAUGAACAUGAUUACCACCAGUUGCAAUUUCCAGAAUCAAACUUGUCUGAGGGAGAAGCAUACAAUAAUGAGGACAGUGUCUCAGAGGUCAACUUGUCAGAUGGCAACAUUCCCAAAAUGAAGUUGGAUGAGAUGAGCUUCAGUGACCUACACCGGUCAAGCUCUAAGGAUAUUGACGGUUUUCAGGAGGUGAGCUUCGAUCCCAAGGCCAAAGACAUUCAUGGCGAGCCUAAUGGGGGACCCAAGGGGAAACACUGGCAGGCUGUCAAGAACUCAAAGGAAGUGAAGAAGACUCAGUACAAGAAACCUGCAGUGACUGAUGAAACGGUGAAAAGGGACAUGUCAAAAGGGCUGAACAAGACGCAGAGUUGGAGUGCUGUGGUGAGCUACGUGGACACCAUCACCGGUGGAGUCAAGGAUGACGAGGACCCAAGAUUUAAGAGAAGGGAGAUUAUAGCCAAAGAACCUGCAGACUGUUUUCCCAAGCAAAUCUUCAAUAAGUUACAGUGUUGUGGGCGCUGUACACGGACCAAUUUAUACAAGAAGUGGUACCAUUUGAGACAAGCGUGCCUUUAUGUUGUCGACAGUCCCUACUUCGAGUGGAUUGUUCUUAUCCUGAUUUUUGCUUCCUCAGUUACUCUUUGUUUUGAAGACGUUCAUUUGGAUUCUAAAACAGAACUCAAGGAGAGACGGGAGGUUCUCAACUACCUGAAUCUCGUCUUCGCCAUCCUCUUCACCCUUGAGAUGCUACUGAAGUGGGUUGCUUUGGGGUUUGUCAAGUACUUCACUUCUGUCUGGACCAUCCUUGACUGUUUCAUUGUCUUGGUGUCCAUGUGUAGCCUCUUCAUCGAACAAGAUAACCUCAUCGCUCUUCGGAGUCUACGGACACUGAGAGCUUUGAGGCCCUUGCGAGCCAUAUCUCGCUGGGAAGGAAUGAAGAUAGUGGUGAACGCACUCAUGUACGCCAUCCCGUCCAUUUUCAACGUGCUGCUUGUAUGUCUGGUCUUCUGGCUCAUAUUCUCCAUUAUGGGCGUUCAGAUGUUUGGAGGAAAAUUUUACAAGUGUAUUGACCGAGUCACUGGCGAGAUUUUACCAAAGGAGGUUGUUGAUGACAAGGAAGAGUGUUUGAGGAAGAAUUAUAGUUGGAUCAAUAGCAAGAUCAACUUUGAUCAUGUGGGCUAUGCUUAUUUAGCCCUUUUUCAAGUGGCAACCUUUGAAGGGUGGAUGGAGGUGAUGGCAGAUGCUGUAGACUGCCGAGGAAUCAAUAAACAACCCGACAGAGAAGCCAACAUCUAUGCCUAUGUCUAUUUUGUCAUCUUCAUUGUGUGUGGAUCAUUUUUCACUCUCAACCUCUUCAUUGGUGUUAUCAUUGAUAACUUCAAUGCACUAAAAAAGAAGAUGUACGAGGGUGGAGUACUGGAGAUGUUUCUAACGGACUCCCAGAAGAACUACUACACAGCCAUGAAGAAACUCGGCCGCAAGAAGCCACAGAAGGUCAUACGGCGGCCUAAGCACCAAUAUCACGCUCUCUUCUACGAUAUUGCUGUGUCUCGGAGAUUUGAGAUCUCCAUUUUCGUGUUGAUCUUCCUCAAUAUGGUGACGAUGGCCAUCGAGCACUACCACCAGUCACGCACAGUUGCCUUUACGUUGGAAGUCUUCAAUGCCCUCUUCACCACUAUCUUUGGCCUGGAGGCUAUAGUCAAGAUCAUUGGCUUACGCCAUCAUUAUUUCACGGUACCGUGGAAUCUGUUCGACUUCAUUCUCGUGUUUGCAUCCAUCAUGGGCAUCCUUCUUCAAGAUGUGCUCACCAACUUCCCCAUCAGCCCGACACUUCUCAGGGUAGUCCGGGUCUUCAGGAUCGGACGCAUUCUCCGUCUUAUCAAGCCGACGGUGAACGGCCGAAACUCCUUCUUCGGUCAGGCUGCUAAGGGGAUAAGGAAGCUGCUGUUUGCCCUCAUUGUAUCUCUCCCAGCACUGUUUAAUAUCGGUGCUCUGCUGUUCCUCAUCACCUUUAUCUACGCCAUUAUUGGCAUGGCAGUGUUUGGCCACGUACAGCGGAAAGGGGCCCUUGAUGACCUCGUCAACUUUGAGACGUUUGGCAACAGUAUGAUGCUCCUAUUUAGACUCAUCACAUCAGCGGGCUGGAAUGAUGUUCUCGACCCUCUGAUGGCUCAGCCGCCAGACUGUGACAUCAAUUACAUGAACCAGCCCAAUGGCAACUGUGGCCACCCUGCCAUCGCUAUUGUAUUCUUUGUUUCCUUCAUCAUCAUCAACUUCAUGAUCGUAAUUAACAUGUACAUUGCUGUUAUUUUGGAGAACUUCAACCAAGCCCACAAAGAGGAGGAGAUUGGCAUUGUGGAGGACGACUUGGAGAUGUUCUAUGUUAGAUGGUCCAAGUAUGACCCUCAUGCUACACAGUUCAUCAGCUUUUCACAACUCUCAGACUUCAUUUCAAGUCUGGACGGUCCUUUUGGAAUACCCAAGCCCAACACUGUUGCCCUUGUGUCCUUCGACCUUCCCAUAGCCAGGGGGGAUAAGAUCCACUGUCUGGACAUCCUUCAUGCUCUCACAAAACAUGUCCUUGGCCAUGUAGAGGAAACAGAGGAAUUUAAGAGGCUCAAGAUGCAGAUGGAAGAAAAGUUUAAGAAGCAAUUCCCUACACGCAAAGAGCUCGAGAUUGUUUCUUCUACCCGGCGUUGGAAGAAGAUGGACUCGGCAGCUAAGACCAUCCAACAAGCUUGGCGAGGUUUCAUGAAGUAUCGGCGAGAGUUGGAAAAGAAGAAUUUACUCCUGGAAGAGGCACAGACUCAAACCUCCUCUCCAGGGGGGUCAUCAAUACGAUCUGGUUUCAAGAAAGUAUCAAACUUGCUGCAGGUAGUUCCCAUGCCUAUGAGUGUGCCUCGCCGAAGGUCCGUCACUGUCCUCCAGGUGGAUGGAGGAGGAUCAAGCUCACGUCGUGCUUCCCGCUCCUCUGUGAAUGAGGUGUCUACGUCUCCCCGUGGGUCUUUCUUCUUCUUCCCCAUCUCACGCCGUGCUUCUCGAGCUUCGGCAACUUCUGCCACCUCAGGAGCAUCCAAUCCAUCAUUAGUGUCUGUACAGAUCCAUCGCGUCGCUGACCACGACUCGCCUCACGCUUCUCAAGGCUCCACAGAAGCCCUCAACACUGAGGCCAGCUGACGUAAGCCUUCUCUGGGCCCACCUUGAUGCCCUCCCCCAAUGUAACCGGUGCCCCUAGCUGAACGCCAACACCUUCUCAAUGACUGUGUUGCGUUAAAGAUAGCUGAUAGUCUUCUAGUUGAAAGCUGAUGGCUAACAGUUACAUAGGUCCUUGCUUACACUUUUGUGACCGAGCCUGACCCAUGUGUUGCCCGGUCACUCUUGCCUGACUGGCGUUAACCCAGUUUAUUCCUGUAAGCCCAACUGUGAGGCUUCAUGCGCUACGAGUACCCAAAGGAGAAGAGAAGGAGCGCUUUGGCUGCUCUGACUGUUACAACUUAGUAUUUCCAUACGUUCCUGAAAUCUUUGUCAUGUUGACCAUUGGCACGUGUUUCAAUUAGAUAUAAAAUUUUAGACCAAGUUUAUUGCUUUAUGGCAAAGAUGAAGUCAUUUUUUAUUAUAAAUAGUUUCCAUUGACAUGUGCCAUUGUUGUUGUAUAUAAGAAGUAUUUUCACCGGUGGAAUAUUUCAUUUCUAAUUCCAGAUAUCAACAUAUAUGCAAUUUGCUUUUCUCCUGCAAUUGCCAUAGGCUCACUAUAACCUGCAAAUGCAAAAAUUGGUUUUCUUAUAGAAAACCUUAAAAAUGUUAUAAGUCAAAGAUGGUCUUGAAAAAGAGGACAUUAUAAGUACAGUAAUAAACAUACUACAUAGUUCUUUAAUAACAAAGUAACAGGAGUUUUAUAUUGUCUCACCCAAAAUAAUGCAAAUAUGUCUACAUCUCUUUUUCAAGGUCUCGGUCAUAUACUCAAUAUUUUUUAUGGCAUUAUAGCCUAUCGUUAUCCCUGCACAUGAGCAUGGAACCAUCGCGAAACGAUAUGCAAGUAGAGUUAUUUGCCAGUUUGUUAGCUUUGCUGUAGGGUGCCAAAGAUUUUGUUCAUGCCUUAGUCUACAAAAGCUCUUUACAAAGUCAAGUUUCAUGGGGAUCAGCCCUCACUGUGAAAAUGAACUUUCAACACCCACCUCAGUAGAAUGUCUGGUGCAGGGUAGUUCAAAAUAGUUUCUCCUUAAACCCAUUAUCUUGGAGCCAUGAGACUUGACAUAUACGCUCCUCUCUUUAGCCUAUAUUUAGGUUCAUGUUAUAGAUAAAACGUGCCAAAAUAUCUGCACCAGCUUUUUAAGGAUCACCUCAAAAAUAUAAAUUAAUUCUAAUGUAAUUAACGUACUUGUAUAAUAUUGUACAUAAUUAUAGUUUUACUUAUCAAAGCAUAAUUCGUUAACUCUUGGCAAAAUGUAAUCAUAUUUGUAUUGUACAGUGUUAGGUGACUGCCGAGUUAUCAGGUCAAUGUAUCUUUGAUGUUCUUGUUAUUAUUAAAUUUUGAAAAGAUGCUGUAUACCAUUCUCUGAUACUAUUGUUUGCCCAUGUGAGGUCACUGAUCGCAUCUUUCAUACAAAACAAAGUAAAUACUAACUUUUUGCAUGAUACUGCCUUCUUGUACCAAUAUUCCUAAUAAUGAAAAUUAAAAAACUGCACGAAAUAAAUUUUUUAUCAUAAGGGAAUUAAGUACUUACUAGAAUUCCAUUUAAUUUCCCUUUUUUUUUCAUGACAAAGAAGUAAUGUGACAGGUAUACGUAAUUGUCCCUCAGUACUUCUUACUCCGUACUUCAAUUACAAUGGACCAAGUUACUGUUAUAAUACUCAGAAACAAUAGAAUUAUUUGCUUUUACAUGUUAAUACACUUACAUUUUAUGUUAUUAAUUAACAUGAACAAUAUUAACUUGAGCAAAGCAUUAUAUAUCAUUAUUAACAUGAACAAAGCAUUAUACAUCACAAUAUUAACAUGAACAAAGCAUUAUACAUCACAAUAUUAGCAUGAACAAAGCAUUACAGGUAUACAUUACAAUAUUAACAUGAACAAAGCAUGAUACAUCACAAUAUUAGCAUGAACAAAGCAUUACAGGUAUACAUUACAAUAUUAACAUGAACAAAGCAUUAUACAUCACAAUAUUAACAUGAACAAAGCAUUAUACAUUACAAUAUUAACAUGAACAAAGCAUGAUAAAAUAUUAGUUUUUGGUCAUCCGGGGAAUCUUAGGAAUUUAACUACGCGUAUUGGAAUCAGUAGUUUAGACAAUUCUAACACAAUUUUCUUCUAUGACGUUUCCCUCGCAAAUGACCUGACCUAACCUCCUAAAUGGGGGGGGGGGGGCUCGGCCCCCCCACCCCGGCAUACUGUAGUCAUUUGCGAGGGGAAACUUCAUAAAAGAAAAUUGUGUUAGAAUUGUCUAAACUACCGAUUCCAAUAGUUAAAUUCCUAAGAUUCCUCGGAUGACCAAAAUUUAAAUAAUACACAAUGCAUUAUACAUCACAAUAUUAGCAAAGCAUUAUACAUCAUAAUAUGAACAAAGCAUUAUACAUCACAAUAUCCAGCAUUAUUUGGGAUCUGGUUAACCAGGUCUUGCUUAAUUGGUGUACUGGUGUCACCAACUAUUCCUAGACCAUAACAUAACUAAGCCAAGAUGCACCGCGUGUGAAGUUCUCACUGAUUAUAUGAUUUCACUGAUAUUUUGUGUGCAUUGCAACACCCAGCAUGACCAUGUUCAUCCUUUCACAAUUAAUACAUCUUUGCCUUCAAAGUAUAUAAAAUUUGACAGUGAAUAUUUUUAAUGUCUGUAUUUUAUAUACGCAAAAAGUACCUAUCCAUAUUUUAGAGUAGGCCUUCUUUGCCUUGGUCAGAUAGAUAUAAUAUUGCUAAAAUUUGUUGUCCUUGUUACUGUUCAUAACUCUUUAUAACUAAUAAGGGAUUUCCUGUAAUUUGUUUUCUUGAGUUUUUAAGGCAGUUGAAUAUUUUUAUUAUUGUGAAUGAAUUUACUAUAUAAAAUGUUAAGCUGUGAAGCUCAUACCAUAACUCAUAAAGUAGAAUAUGUUAGAGUAGUACAUUGUAAUCAUAAUUUUCAUGGUGCCCAUAUUUUAAGGACAAUUAAGGGAAAGAUUAAAAGAAAAUGCAACUACCAUAUUUAAACUGUAGUAGACUUGCUACUAGCAGGCUAGACUAAUAAAGACUGUGUGUACCUUUAAAGUAAGGUAAUUUAUCACUGUUAUAUAGUGAUCAAUACUUUACUUUAUAGCUACGAGUCUACGACAGUGACCAAAAACGGUCUCUACAGUGGAUUAAAAAUUUUUACUGGGAAUAUUAUGAUUGUGAUACAAGACUUAGAUAGCAAACCACCUUGACUGUAGGGGAGCAGGCAAGGUGGUGCCGGUGGCUGGUUACUGUCUUGUAUCAAAACAGUGCCCUGCCUCACAUAGUGCGAGUAGGAGUAGUGCAGGACUCGCCAUUGUAAAUAUUAUCCACCACCAGUCUCAGGUCAUCACCAUUGUCAUGUCAUCACCUCACAUCAGCAAGAGCUAGAACCUUCAGGAAUUUCUCUCAGAAGAAACAUGAAAAUGUGAAUCUGAAAACUUUGUUGCAUAAGCAUUUGUUUUAGUACAUAAUCCAUCAUUAAAUCCAUAAGUUCCUUUUCA
Homarus americanus (American lobster) is the source of this 8470-nucleotide messenger RNA. It is a transcript of the gene NaCP60E, whose product is annotated as sodium channel protein 60E-like. Gene Ontology annotation, biological process: neuronal action potential; sodium ion transmembrane transport; membrane depolarization during action potential. Gene Ontology annotation, cellular component: voltage-gated sodium channel complex; plasma membrane. Gene Ontology annotation, molecular function: voltage-gated sodium channel activity. Lineage: Eukaryota; Metazoa; Arthropoda; Malacostraca; Decapoda; Nephropidae. The record is from RefSeq and is a predicted model, not a curated record.